AUGGAGAAGCAAACUAUCGACACCGAUAAGCAGGCGACGGCCGAUGACCCUUCGCAGCGCUCGUCUACCCUUGUGUCAACUUCAGAGCGCAGCGACACCGAUAUCCCUAACCACGAUGCGAAAGCUCGUCCGACUGAUGAAUAUCCGCAUGGUGCCCGCCUAGCUGCUGUUAUGGUUUCACUCAUGCUGGGCAUGUUUUUGGUGGCACUUGACAACACCAUCCUCGGCACGGCCAUUCCCAAGAUAACGGACGAAUUCCAUGACCUGAACAAAGUGUCGUGGUAUGGGGCAGCCUAUUUGAUGACUUAUGGCAGUGGCUUUCAAUCAACCUGGGGAAAGUUCUACAAGUACUUUCCGAUCAAGCCCUGGUUUCUCGUUGCCGUAUUCAGUUUUGAAGUGGGCAGUCUCAUCUGUGCCGUGGCGAAAGACCCUACAACUCUCAUAGUCGGCAGGGCUAUCGCCGGCUUCGGUGGGGCCGGAGUUUGUGUGGGAAUCUUCACGAUUAUCGGGUUCGCUGCACCUCCUGAGAAGCGCCCACAGCUUUUGGGCUUUACCGGAGCAACCUAUGGCAUCGCCGCGGUCUUAGGACCGCUCAUCGGCGGCGCUUUCACUGACAAAGUGUCAUGGCGCUGGUGCUUCUACAUCAAUCUGCCCAUCGGAGGACUUGCUACCGGGACGAUCUUCCUUCUCUUCAAGACCCCAAGUAGUGCAGCUCCGGCCAAGGCUACACCCAAAGAGAAGUUCUUGCAAAUGGACCUCGUUGGUGGGGCCCUUAUGAUGGGGCUGAUCGUUUCAUUUCUGCUGGCGCUGCAGUAUGGCGGCCAAACACAUUCGUGGAAGAGUAGCGAGGUUAUAGGACUGCUAGUCGGCGCUUUUGUGAUGGCUCUGGCCUUUGUGGCUUGGGAAAUAUACCAGAAGGAACGUGCAAUGAUUGUUCCACGACUGUUCAUGAAACGAUACAUUUCCGUCGGGUCCAUGUUCAUGUUCUUCUUCGGCGGCGCCUACUUCAUCAUCCUUUACUUUCUUCCAAUCUAUUUCCAGAGCGUAUACAACAGCAGUCCAAUCGGAUCUGGCGUUAAAAUGCUCGCACUCAUCAUCCCCCUAGCCCUCGCUGCCGUCGUACAGGGAUUCGCGCUGUCCAAAAUUGGCAUCGUACCUCUGUUUUGGAUCAUAGGUGGCGUUUUGGGAACCGUCGGCUGUGGCCUCUUCUAUACUUUUGAUAUCGGAACAUCUACUGGCAAGUGGAUUGGUUAUCAGAUUCUUGUUGGUUUCAGCUCGGGCUGGACAUUCCAGAUUGCCAUGUCAAACGCGCAAGUCCAUGCCUCACCAGAGGACAUGUCGCAGGCCACAGCUAUCGUUAACUUCUUCACGACCGUCGGCGGAGCCUUCUUUCUCUCAGCAGCACAAUGCGUCUUCAACAAUAAGCUGAUUGAAACGGUUAUCAGAAAACUCCCCGAGCUCGACCCGGCGGUAGUGAUUGGGACCGGUGCAACACAAGUCCGCGAAGUUUUUACGGCCUCGCAAGUUACCACCCUCAUUGAUGCCUACAUGGUUGGUCUAAAAGCUGUCUUUGUAAUUACAGUCGCCGCCUACGGUUUUGCCACUGUCAUUGGAUGCUUUGGCAGCUGGAAGAAGAUCAACGGUGGUGAGAUGAAGAAGGCGGCUGGUGGCGCUGCAUGA
Messenger RNA from Penicillium concentricum, 1680 nucleotides. RefSeq names its product MDR family MFS transporter. Gene Ontology annotation, molecular function: transmembrane transporter activity. Gene Ontology annotation, biological process: transmembrane transport. The record is from RefSeq and is a predicted model, not a curated record. The transcript has 6 exons. The coding region runs from base 1 to 1680 and encodes 559 amino acids. Lineage: Eukaryota; Fungi; Ascomycota; Eurotiomycetes; Eurotiales; Aspergillaceae.